AUGCAGGACCUGGGUCUAGAUGCGUACAGAUUCUCCAUCUCAUGGCCGUGGCUUAUCCCAGAUGGAAGAGGAGAAAUGAAUCUGAAGGGCUUGGAGUACUACAACAACUUGAUAGAUGAACUGAUACAACAUGGCAUACAACCUCAUGUCACCAUCUACCAUUUCGAUCUCCCUCAGUCCCUUCAGGAUGAGUACAACGGGCUGCUCAGCCCCAGAUUCAUAGACGAUUAUACCAUGUACGUGGACACCUGCUUCAAAAGCUUUGGGGACAGGGUGAAGCACUGGGUCACCAUUAACAAGCCCAAUGUCGAAACUCUAGGUGGCUUUGACAGCGGCACUUGGCCACCGCAGUGUUGUUCUCAUCCUUUCGGCAGAAACUGUACCGGAGGGAACUCCAUGACGGAGCCGUAUAUAGCUGCUCACCACCUCCUCCUAGCACAUGCGUCGACGGUGUCCCUGUAUAGAAACAAGUACCAAGCAAGUCAAAAGGGGCAUAUAGGAAUUACUAUCUUGACCGGGUGGUAUGCUCUUGCUACCAAUGCAUCCCAGGAUGUUGUUGCUGCAAUAAGGAUGAAUGACUUUCACAUUGGAUGGUUCAUGCAUCCUUUGGUGUAUCGGGACUACCCACCGGUAAUGAAAAUAAGGGUUGGUGCACGGUUGCCGAAUGUGACGGUGGAGCAGUCGAAGAAACUCUCCAGGUCAUUCGACUUCAUCGGCUUGAACCACUAUGCUAUUUUUCCCAUGGUGGCCGACGGGACCGCCUUCAAUCUGAAGCAGAGGGACUACUUCGCCGACAGAGGAGUUGCAAAUCCAACGAAAUACAUCCUAGAGGGCCAGAAUGAGUAUGCUCCUUGGGCUCUAGGGGAGCAGUUGGAGCACGUAAAACUCAAGUAUGGAAACCCUGCAAUCAUUAUCCAUGAAAGUGGAUAG
Molecule: messenger RNA, 930 nt
Organism: Triticum turgidum subsp. durum (durum wheat)
Lineage: Eukaryota; Viridiplantae; Streptophyta; Magnoliopsida; Poales; Poaceae
Source: the annotation of a GenBank genome assembly